AUGGGCGGGAUGUUCGUCAAAGAGUGCCGCGACUUCGGGCUGUACGAGCGCGAGGUGGUCAUGUACGCCCAGGUGGUGGAGGUGUUCCGCCAGCUACUGACGUCUCGCGGCCAGCCCGUGCUGCUGCCGUUCGCCCGGCUGGCUUACGGCACGAUGCUGAAGGACGGCCAGAUCCUGGACGAGCGCGGCCAGCUGGCGGCCGACCAGCGGCUGGGCGAAAUGAUGGUGCUGGAGAUGCUCACGGGCUACGAGGUCGUCGACAAGAAGGUGGGGUUUGACCUGGAUCACGUGCGGCUGGUGCUGCCGGCCAUGGCUCGUUUCCACGCGAUGGGCUACGUGCUACACCAGAAACAUUCUGAAAGAGCCGAUCGUCUACGCAGCGUGCGUCUCGAGAUGCCGGACGACCUGUCCCCAGUUCGGCCUGGCCCUGAAGCCACAUUCUGGCCGGUGCUGGAGCACGAGGGCCUUCUGUCAGAGGCAGCCGCUGUGGACAGAGUCACCAGCGCCAAUCACUUCAUAGACGCUGUCAACCGUACCUUCACAGAAGAUCUGGACGUGUACCGCACAGAUGAGGACGGCGUGCGCCACCCGGAGGACAUCAAGUUCUUGGACCUGCAGACGUCACGCUUCGGCGACCCGGCCUUUGACAUCAUGUACUGCAUGCUGACCUCGACGCGCCGAGCUUUGCGCCGCCAGCACUUCCGGGACAUGCUGAGCUGGUACGUGGCAGCGUUCCGGACUCAGCUAGAGGAACUGGGAGAGGAGCCGGACCAGCUGGCCCCCUGGCUCAGUGUCGACAGACUCUACAGCAUGUACGGAAAUGCGCUAAGCAACAGCUGGAUCCAGGCAGAGCAGGUAGUCCAGAUGCUGUUUUCGUCAGAGGAAGAUCGGAGCUUGAUCUUCUCCAGCAACGACAAAGAGGCAGCUCCAAAAGCCAUACAAACGAUGACGGAGCGGUGGCUUGCAGGAAAAUGUACCCCGGAACUUACAGUUCGAAUUCUGGAGAUCAUCGACGAGCUGGAAGAGUUUGGUUGUUUGAAAUAACGCCCAAACACGCUUUUCUGCGAGAUGUCAAGAGCACAAUGCUCCACAUAUUGCAACAAACUGGUUUCGAGAAACGAAACGGGAAAUCGAGCGAGCUUUAGAAGGUUUCCUCCCAAGUUUCGCGAGUCCUGAAGCGCUGUCUCGGGAUACCUGUUACCAUGCCGCGCGUGUAGCUUAGAAACCAUACUGAUCCUGCUGGCAGUAUUUAUACUGUAGAUGCUAUGUUGAAUACCCUGUCAUUGAUGCCGAUCAGCGUGUGGGCAGUUCAACUAGUUCCACAUGAUUAUCAUUCCUCAUCUACCCAGGGUCAUCCGCGCAGCUGAGUACCCUGGUCUGCCUGAGUGAAGGCUAAGCAGUUCUAGUAGUGCCCAUGUGUUAAAAAUAUCGUUCGUCAGGUUUCACUUAACUGGAGAAUCCUACUUUUUCACUUUCCACGCAUAGUAAAAUCACGGGGUCAAAAUUCAUAGGCAAAACCAUCUUUCUAGCAAUCCUUUAAAAAACUCAGAAAUUGGCUUUGAAGCAGCCGCUUCGACAGGAGGAAUCUCGUUGAGCUCCCUCCUCACCACUACGCAAUUAAUAAUUUCUCUUUGUUUGGCGUUUUCCAAUAUAUGUGUUAUGUGCUAUCCACGGCAUACCAAUUCGCCAAUAUCCUCCUGUAAUAACUGGGAUGAGUGCUUGAAAGCCUCUAUUUAGGGAAAUAUAUAUAUCCACAUAUAAGGGUAGCCUCACGAGAAUUCAACGAAACUUUUGCUCUGACAUGCAUUUCCCCCCGAUCGCGUGUAACAUAGUGACUCUGUUCGAAGGGUUCUCUGGCUCUGGCAAGCAUUGUUUACCAGUAUGCUUAUUUUGCGCAAGUCUGCCUUUUAAUGCAGGUUUACUCUAUCGAUAUGUCAGCUGCUGUAGUGACGCACAUGUUCCAGUAAUGCACUAUUCGCCAAAUGCUUAUGCCGCGCGCUAUGAUAAUUACAAGAAUUCCUGGCUACUGACAACAUUCAUACCUGAUCAACACGCGGUUGUAACACAUGUCCCGACUGCAGUCAUGAUGUACUGGAGCAUUAUGUAGUUUUAGUGAAGAUAUU
Molecule: messenger RNA, 2123 nt
Organism: Pollicipes pollicipes
Lineage: Eukaryota; Metazoa; Arthropoda; Thecostraca; Pollicipedomorpha; Pollicipedidae
Exons: 7
Coding region: 1-1044 (347 amino acids)
Source: RefSeq, a predicted model, not a curated record